Gadus chalcogrammus (walleye pollock) is the source of this 952-nucleotide messenger RNA. Its product is annotated as caveolin-2-like. Bases 1 to 591 code for a protein of 196 amino acids. Gene Ontology annotation, cellular component: caveola. Gene Ontology annotation, molecular function: molecular adaptor activity. The record is from RefSeq and is a predicted model, not a curated record. The transcript has 3 exons. Lineage: Eukaryota; Metazoa; Chordata; Actinopteri; Gadiformes; Gadidae. Gene Ontology annotation, biological process: caveola assembly.
AUGGCCAGGGAGGGAACGCCAGCCGAGACGCGGCUCAACCUGGAGCCCUUAGAGGAGCAGGCGGAGGGGGUCCCUCCGUGGUCCCUCUCACCCCACCUGCAGCCCCCCCGCAGGGCCCCGACGGAGGGUCGUGGCGGGGCGGAGGACGCCGUGGAGUUGGGCCAGGGGGAGCUGUCUGCAGAGGGGGCCGGCGUUGAGGCGAGGCGUCUGAGGGAGAACAGGGAUCCCAAAGCGGUCAACUCGUGUCUGAAGGUGGCCUUCGAGGAUGUCAUCGCGGAGCCUGCGUCCGUGCGGAGCUUCGACCGGGUGUGGGUGUGGAGCCAUGCCCUGUUUGAGGUGUCCAGAGUGUGGUGCUACCGCCUCAUCUCCCUGCUGCUGGCCGUGCCCGUCUCACUGGUGGCUGGGCUGCUAAUGGCCCUGCUCAGCUGCCUGCACAUCUGGCUGAUCAUGCCCUGCCUGCAGCUCUGUGUCAUCAACAUGCGUUGGGUGCAGGUCCUCUGGGCCAGCGUGCUCAACAUUGCCAUCGGCCCUUUCUUCACCAGCAUGGGGAAGUGCUGUGGUAGCAUAAGCAUCCGGAUAGCUAGGGACUGACCCAGGCUUCACCCUAUCAGGCAGCCUGCCAAGCCCUCUGCUGUGAGCAUCCAGGAGUAUUCUCACCCAGAAUGUAUUCCCUUUUAAAACGAUUCCAACUAGCACAGGAUUUCCCGGUUCGGGAGUUAUCUGAAUGUCAAGUUAAAUCAUGUGUGCCCUCAUGUGUAAAGAUCUAGAAAUACCUCGUUAUUUGCAUGUGUUCAUAUUUAGAAAUGCAAUUUUGCUAGGGGGCGUCGGGUUACAUUGGGUAAGCCCUUCUUUAUCUCCUUAAUUAAAUUUGUAUUUGCAUUUCAUCUCCACUAUACGUGAGGUAUAGUAACAGCGAUACGUUAUCUUUCUCCCAACGAUUAAUAAAAACCUA